GUCUUUAUUCAAACGGCGUCUAGCCACCGCCGCAUAAAGAACGGCUUUUGAUGAACAUCAUCAUCAUCAGUUACCGUCACACCUGAUAUGGCUACUUAAGAUUUUCCUGUCUCGAUUUACAAAAAGAUUUACAAAAAUAUUUGCAAAAAUAUUUUACCAGAAGAAGAGAAGAUGUUGCACAGUACAUUGCCAAGGGCAUUCCUAGCACCGGGACUCAAUUAUUUCGCCGGCUACUAUGGUGAUCAGCUACAUCAUCCCUAUGGACCAACGUCCUACAUGAGCAUUGGUGCCGAGGAAUACACCCGAAUUGCCACCGAUCAACACGUCCUCCCUUGGGAGAAUUCUCGAUCAUCAACACCAUGUCCCUUGGAUCUUUCUCUAAAACCAAUUCCGAAAAUCGAGGAAUGCAUCGAGGUGGACGAUGAGGAGGAUCGUCUGCAAAGACAUCAAAGGGGCAGGUAUCCAAUUCUGGUGGAUGACGAUGAGGAACUUGUGGUCGACGAUACCUACGAUCAGAAGAAGGAUCUGUCAUCGCCAACACCUAUCAGAACCCCCAUGGUCCUAAUGGAUCAAAAGUAUCAUCAAAAAAUUCUCACACCUCUUCAGACAUAUCAACAGCAAUUGCUCCUAACACCCCAACAUCACCCCAGUACUCCCAAUACUCCGAUUCAUUCACCAAUGACACCGCCAAGCACACCAUCGCCUCCCCAGUGUCCCAGAAGACGACAUCGCGACACCGACGAAGACGACCCAACAACUCCCCGUUCAUCAAACAAUCCCGACAAACAUGUCUCACUACCAAGAAAGAAGAAACACGCCCGUCGUUUGAAAUUCGACGAAGACACAAGCAGUCCCGUCUCGGGAACAGUGAUCCUAGGUCCCGACGAGGCUGUCGUCACCGGUGACAUCGAUCCGGCUUUCAACAUCGUCGAAGUCACCGACGAGGCACGUGCUGAAUUGGCAAAAAUCGAAAAUCGCCUCGGACCAUAUCAGUGUAAACUAUGCAGACAAUUGCAUGACGAUGCAUUUCAAUUGGCGCAGCAUCGUUGCUCGAGAAUUGCACACGUUGAAUACCGUUGUCCAGAGUGUGAUAAACGUUUCUCAUGUCCUGCUAAUUUGGCAUCACAUCGUCGUUGGCAUAAACCACGAGCAUCAAACGGCACAUCUUCUACUUCUGCAACUGCUGCUACUGCUACUGAUGGAACAUCAUCAGUUUCAUCGGGUGUUGAAGUCACAUGCACGAGAUGCGAUGCUAAAUUCACAAGACAAGCGGCAUUAAGAAAACAUUUAGCCACCCAGCAUCCUGAAUUGGUCCAAAAUAGUAACGGUCAGAGUAACAAUAAUAACAACAACAACAGUAAUAUGACAAAUAACAAUAAUAAUGAGAAUGGAUUGGAAAUGAAGAACAUCGGUACGGUGCAAAUUGGAAGUAGUCCAAUUAACAUCGAAAUGCCCUGACAUCAUCAUCAUCAUCGUUUUCCAGCGAGACCCCUGCCUAGAAGACCUGGACUCUAUUGGAGAUUUGGCAUGGAUCUUCUGUGAAAAUUUGCUAACAAUUGUGAGUAGACUUGUGAUCUUUGUUCAUAUAUUAUAUAUGUAAAUCUUUUUAUUCUUUAUCAUUAAUCAGCCAAAUUGUUUAAGCAAAUUGUUUUCCCUAUAUAAAGGGAAAUGUUUCUUUUCCUUCAAAAUUUCGUCUGCUUUUCUACAAUCUCUUUCUUAUUUUAGAGGAGCCUUUUGGAAACUAAUUUUUCAUUAACCUCAUUCAUUCUUGGCUAAACAAAAUCUUGG
This is a messenger RNA of Leptopilina heterotoma, 1788 nucleotides long. Its product is annotated as insulinoma-associated protein 1a-like. Gene Ontology annotation, cellular component: transcription repressor complex; nucleus. Bases 172 to 1458 code for a protein of 428 amino acids. Gene Ontology annotation, molecular function: DNA-binding transcription repressor activity, RNA polymerase II-specific; RNA polymerase II cis-regulatory region sequence-specific DNA binding. Gene Ontology annotation, biological process: negative regulation of transcription by RNA polymerase II; neuron differentiation; regulation of cell cycle process. The record is from RefSeq and is a predicted model, not a curated record. The transcript has a single exon. NCBI's taxonomy places the organism in Eukaryota, Metazoa, Arthropoda, Insecta, Hymenoptera, Figitidae.